Mytilus californianus (California mussel) is the source of this 1992-nucleotide messenger RNA. RefSeq names its product cilia- and flagella-associated protein 251-like. The record is from RefSeq and is a predicted model, not a curated record. The coding region runs from base 1 to 1191 and encodes 396 amino acids. Lineage: Eukaryota; Metazoa; Mollusca; Bivalvia; Mytilida; Mytilidae. The transcript is spliced from 22 exons.
AUGGUAAAGGCAGACAAUGAAAGUUUUAGACAAUCAAAGAAAGACAAAAAAGAAGAAGAACAGAAGUCCUCAGAAAAUGUAGAUGAGAGUGAAAAUUUGAGACAAUCAAAGAAAGACAAAAAAGAAGAAGAACAGAAGUCCUCAGAAAAUGUAGAUGAGAGUGAAAAUUUGAGACAAUCAAAGAAAGACAAAAAAGAAGAAGAACAGAAGUCCUCAGAAAAUGUAGAUGAGAGUGGAAACGUAAGACAAUCGAAGAGAGGAAAAAAAGAACAAGAAAAGAAGUCCUCAGAAAAUGUAGAUGAAAGUGAAAAUGUGAGAAAUUUGAAGAGGGUGAAAAAAGAAGAACAGAAGUCAACAGAAAAUGAAGAUGAAAGUGGAAAUGUAAGACAAUCGAAGAGAAGGAAAAAAGAACAAGAACAGUCACUAGAAAAUGUAGAUAAAAGAGAACAUGCUAGAAAAUCAAAGAGAGGGAAAAAAGAAGAAAAACAGAAGUCACUAGAAAAUGUAGAUGAAAGAGUAGAUAAUGUUAGACAACCGAAGAUCCAGAAAAAAGAUGAAGAUCAGAAGUCAACAGAAAAUGUAGAUGAGAGUGGUACAAGUGAGACGACGGAUUGGAAUGAGAUUACUUCUUUUGAGGAGUUUAGGAUUGCAAACAUUAGACCUGUGAGAAGUAGACUACAGUCAAUGAAAACAAACAAAACGGAGAAAAGAAUGAUUUAUAUGGUGAAGGGAGAUGAAAUCACGGCCAGAGUCCAGGGACCAGACAGAAUGUCAGUUCACCAGAUAGGUGAUUACUUGACAAUAGGGAAAUCAAAUACUACUCAACAAAAUCGAAAGGAACUUUCAAGACUAGUCAAUUUGAUUCCAAAACCAACAAACAUAGUGCCACCGAUCACAUCAGCCUGGUCCAUGUUAACAAACGGUGAUGUUGACUAUCAAGUUCAAUCUUUAAACACUUUGACCGAGGCUCUUGUUGACAAAGAAGCAACCAAAAAGGCUGUAUGCAAAAAAAUGAAAGGGACAUCUGCCCAAAAAAAGGGUGACAUUGAAAAAACUAAAGAAAUUGUUGGCCAUGUUAUAGCCGAACUAAAUAAAACUAAUGUAAACAAGGCAAUGCAUGGGAAAAUUUUUGAGGCCUUUUGGAAGACAAUACAGACAAUGCUGCCAGGUAAUGAUUUAUUAGACACAUGACACGUAUUAUCUUAACUUAAAACAUAUUUGAUCAUUUGCUUAAAAAAUAUAACCUACUUGAGACAACAAACAGACCUAGUCCAAUGUAAUAAUUAGCCAAGUUAUCUGCUUGACAAAAUCAUCAUUAGGAAUAGGUAUUUGUUAUAUUAAAUUAUAUCCAUUUGUUCACAUCAGUAUCUUUGCAAAACAUUUCAAGAGCAAACUGUAUAUGUCCUACUUUUAAAGCAUUUAAGCACCUAUGUAACAUAUACAAUUUUUGAACGAAUAUCUAGAAAAGGCAGUUUUUCAAAAUCAGUAUAAUAUUUCAUUAUUUUUUUCAUUGAAAUGGUUUACGAAUGGAUCCUUUCUUUCUGUGCGUAGAUUUGAAACUGCCAUCAUCAUUAACUUUACGCCCCCGUUUUUUCAGAACACACUUUCGGCUUACUGAAUAGUCAUGAUCAGUUUUUGGACUUUUGGAUUUUCUGCUUGGAAACAGCGGUUGCCGCUUUCGCUUUCUUGUUGUUUUGGAAAAGUUGGUUGUCUUACAAAUAUGUAAUGCCGUUGUGAGUGCUUGACAAAUAGCUUUCUUUUUUUUCACGUCAAUUGUCUGGAAAUUUUUAUUGUUUACAUAUAAAUUGAUUUCCUCAAUUUUUCUUUUAAUAGCCUGGUCGGUUGUUUCUUUGUCUUCAAUUAAUUGUUGUUUUGUUUCAUCAAUUGAGGUAGACUCUAUGUCAGGUGAUGGAACUACCAGUUUUGCUACCAUCACACAAACACAAUGUUUACCAUGGCUAUUGGCAAAACAUGUACAUUUGAAAGAGGUCA